Molecule: messenger RNA, 4066 nt
Organism: Aquila chrysaetos chrysaetos
Lineage: Eukaryota; Metazoa; Chordata; Aves; Accipitriformes; Accipitridae
Gene: ROBO3
Product: roundabout guidance receptor 3
Molecular function (GO): protein binding
Source: RefSeq, a predicted model, not a curated record
AUGCUGCGGUACCUGCUGAAGACGCUGCUGCAGAUGAACCUGUUCGCCGACUCGCUGGGAGCCGAGGGCUCCAACUCCUCCCAGCUCCUGCUCGGCAUCAACCGCACCAUCGCCGCCCUCCACCUCCCCGGCCUCCCCCCCGGUAACGGGUCCCACCCUCAGCUGGAGGACAUGGCACCCCGUAUCGUGGAGCACCCCACGGAUCUCCUGGUCUCCAAGGGGGAACCGGCCACCUUGAGCUGCAAAGCCGAAGGGCGCCCAUCCCCAGCGGUGGAGUGGUACAAAGAUGGGGAGCGGGUGGAGACGGACCGGGAGGACCCCCGCUCCCACCGCACCCUCCUGCCGGGGGGGUCCCUCUUCUUCCUCCGCAUCCUCCACGGCCGGCGGGGGAAGCCCGACGAGGGGGUCUAUGUCUGCGUGGCCAGGAAUUACCUGGGGGAGGCCACCAGCAGGAACGCAUCCCUGGAGGUGGCCGUGCUGCGGGACGAUUUCCGGCAGCCCCCCGGGGACGUGGUGGUGGCGGCGGGCGAACCGGCCGUCCUGGAGUGCGUCCCCCCCCGCGGCCACCCCGAACCCAGCGUCUCCUGGAAGAAGAACGGCGUUCGCCUCAGCGACGAGGACGAGCGCUUGACGAUCCGCGGCGGGAAGCUGAUGCUGGCCAGCACCCGUAAGAGCGAUGCCGGCGUCUACGUCUGCGUGGCCACCAACGUGGUGGGGGAGAGGGACAGCGAGCCGGCCGAGCUAGUGGUCUUCGAGCGCCCGGCGUUCGGCAAGAGGCCCCUCAACAAAGCGGUGCUGGUGGAGGGGACAGUGGAGUUUCCCUGCGAGGUGGUGGGGGACCCCCAGCCUGCGGCUCGCUGGCGCAAGGAGGAGGGCAAGAUGCCUCCGGGAAGGUGGGAGGUGUUGCCCGACAACACCCUGCGGAUCAGCCGGCUGCGGGCGGAGGACGAGGGCACCUACACCUGCGUGGCCGACAACAGCGUGGGCAGGUCGGAGGCGUCGGGCACCCUCACCGUGCACGUGCCCCCCCAGCUCGUCACUGGCCCCCGCGACCAGACUGUCACCCCCGGCCAGAGCGUGACCUUCCAGUGCCAGAGCAAGGGCAACCCGCCGCCCGCCGUGUUUUGGCAGAAGGAGGGUAGCCAGACCCUGCUGUUCCCCGGCCAGCCCCCGCAGCCCACCGGCCGCUUUUCGGUGAGCCCCAGCGGCGCCAUCACCAUCGCCGACGUGCAGCCCACCGACGCCGGUUAUUACCUGUGCCAGGCCAUCAGCGUGGCCGGCAGCGUGCUGGCCAAGGCGCGGUUGGAGGUGGAAGAGGCGCCGGCUGAGCAGCGACCGCCGGUGAUCCGCCGGGGUCCCGCGAACCGGACGGUGCUGCCGGUGGGGGCCACGGCGCGGUUGCCUUGCCGGGUGGGGGGCGGUGACCCCCCGGCCAGCGUGGGGUGGCUGAAGGACGGGAGCACCCUGGUGGGUGCCCAGCCCCGCACCAGCCUGCUGGAGAACGGCACCCUGCAGAUCACCAGCCUCCGGGUGACGGACUCCGGGCACUACGAGUGCGUGGCCACCAGCUUGGCGGGCGAGACCCGCUGGGGCGGCUCCCUGGAGGUGCAAGGUGAUGGAUCCGACCUCUCCCUGCCUUCCCCCGAGCCCGGUGUCCUCCCCGGGCCACCCUCCACCCCUGUGGUCACCAACGUCACCAAAAGCAGCGUCACCCUGAGCUGGAAAGGGAACGAGGACAGCGGUGCCGCCGACAUCACCUCCUACGUAGUGGAGGCUUUCAGCCAGGCGGCGGGUGGCCCAUGGCAGACGGUGGCGGCCGACGUGGAGGGUGAGACCCACACGGUGAGCGGCCUCGUCCCCGACACCGUCUACCUCUUCUUGGUGCGGGCGGUCAACGCCUACGGGCUCAGUGACCCCAGCGGCAUCUCGGAGCCCGUGCGCACCCAAGGUGAGACCCACCCCACGCAGCAAGGGCUGGACCCCCAGCAGGUGCAGCGGGAGCUGGCACAAGUGGCCGUGCACCUACAGGAACCCGUGGUGCUGCCGCCGGGUGCUGUCCGCCUCUCCUGGACCGUGGAGCGCCAAACACCCUUUGUUCAGGGCUACCGGGUGCUGUACCGGCAGCACGGUGGGCACUGGGAGGAGGCGCGGGUGGUGCGGGCACCGGGGGAACGGGGGGCCUUGCUCACCGAGCUGCGCCGAGGCCAGGACUAUGAGGUCAAGGUCCGACCCUACUUCCAUCAUCUCCACGGCCCCGACAGCGCUGUGCGCGCCCUGCGCACCCCCGAGGCGGCCCCCAGUGCCCCGCCACGAGCCGUCAGCGUGGCCGGUAACGGCACCAGCGUCCGCAUCUCGUGGCAGCCGCCGCCGCCGGCUGAGCAGAACGGCGUCAUCCGCGAUUACCGGAUUUGGUGCCUGGGCAACGAGAGCCGCUUCCACAUCAACCAGAGCGUGGAGGGGACGGUGCUGGCGACGGUGCUGCGGGGACUGGUCCCCGGUGUCCCUUACCGUGCCGAAGUCGCUGCCGCCACCGGCGCCGGCGUGGGCGCCCGCAGCGCCCCUGUCCCCAUCCGCAUCGCCCCCCCGGCAGAGCGGGAUGCGGGGCCGGCAGGCGGGAGCAGCGUGGCCGAGCGUUUGGCCGAGGUGGCCAGGCAGCCGGCCUUCAUCGCUGGCGUUGGCGGCGCUUGCUGGGUCAUCCUCGCUGCCUUCGCCGCUUGGCUCUACGGCCGCCGCCGGAGGAAGAAGGAGCUCAGCCACUUCGCCGCAUCCUUCGCCUAUACGCCCACCGGUAAGCCUACAGGCGCCGCGGGGACCCGUCGCGGCCCCUCGCCGCCCUCACCCCCACCUCUUUCCGCAGUCGCCUUCCCAGCUCCGGCACGCAGCAGCCCCAGGGCAGCCGCCGGCGGUGGUUACCCGUGGCUGGCGGACGCGUGGCGCGGUGGCGGCGCGGCCGGUGCCGCCGGCUGCUUGGGGACCACCACCGAGAGAUACUACAAUGAUGCCGGCAUCACCCGUUACAUCGCCCAGACGGAACAAUUCGGAGCGGGGUCUGGAGAGGGGCCAGUUUACAGCACCAUCGAGGCGGGCGGCGAGGAGCUCUGCACCUUCCCCCGUCCAUUCUCGCAGCACGGGACCCCCUACGCCGGGGGGGCGAAGAAGUUGGGGCAAGCGGUGAAACCGCCGGCAGUGAGCUGGACGGAGCUGCUGCCCCCGCCACCCUCGGCCAGCGAGCUCAGCCAGUGUGCCCAGGAGGAGGAGGAGGAAGAAGAGGAUGAAGAGGAAGAGGCAGCCAGAGGGUCGGGGAGGGAGGAGUGGUACCCCGGUGAGGAUGUCCCCUGUGCCACUGGUGCAUCCUCGCCUGCCGCCUCCUCCGGCUGCCGGUCCACCGCCACGCUGACACCAUCGCCCCAUGCCACCGAGGACAUCCCCCGGCUCCGCGACUUCGAUAGCCCCCGCCUGCCCCGGAGACCCCCCCACGGCACCAGCACCCCCCCGCGGGCAGCCAGCCCCCCCCUGAGUCCAGAUGCCAGCAAGGGCCACCCGCCCCGGACCCGCCGCCCCCGCGGCACAGGGAAAACCUGCAGGGAGACCCCGAAAAGUCACCCGAAGCCCAAAUGCAGCCGCUACCGCCGGGAAAAGCAGCAGGGAGACCUGCCACCGCCACCGCUGCCACCACCGGGCGAGAGCCCUGGCCCCUUGCCGGAGCGGGAGCCGAGUGGGGCCGAGCGCAAGGUCACCCAUCGCCCAGCCCGCAGCGAUGAGGUCGUCCCCUACGGCAAACCCUCCUGCCUGCCCCGAGGGCAGGUGUCCGGCAGCUGCUCCACAACGGGCAGCGUCUCGUCCCGCGGCUCCACCAGCUCCCGCGGCCACGGCUCGGGACGCAGCCGGACGCCGGGGGACCGCGGCGAAGGGACCGGCCAUCGCUGCCGCCCGGGUCCCCCGUUUCCCUGCCCGUCGCAGGAGAAGCGAUGAAGCGAAGGGCGAGACGGUGGCAGGGUUGGGGACACGGGGAUGGGGACACGGGGGGGGGAUCGAGGGGAUGCUCUUUAAUUUCUGAGUGGCACCA